Molecule: messenger RNA, 1498 nt
Organism: Anopheles merus
Lineage: Eukaryota; Metazoa; Arthropoda; Insecta; Diptera; Culicidae
Product: aldo-keto reductase family 1 member B1-like
Exons: 2
Coding region: 233-1165 (310 amino acids)
Cellular component (GO): cytosol
Molecular function (GO): aldose reductase (NADPH) activity
Source: RefSeq, a predicted model, not a curated record
AGUGGGGUGUUAACAUUUUUCCUUUUCAUGUUUGAUGUUUCUACCAUGAAUCAUCAAGGACGUCACUAUUUCAUACGGCUUGACACGUCAGAGAAGAUUAUUUCUUGUCGCGACACUUUGUGCUACUUGGCGUUGUUUUUAUUUUCGUCUUUGUUUAAUCGGAAAAAAAGAUCCAGUGAAAAUUUAAUAAAACAUUAAAUUAGUAUAUUCCGCUUCGAUUCCUGUUUGGAGAAUGAUACCUAAAACGUGCAUCAACUUAAGUGACCAGCAUUCAAUAGCUUUACCCACGAUUGGUCUUGGCACGUACUCAAUACUUGGCGCCGAUGGCAAGGAAGCGAUCAGAACAGCAAUCGACGUGGGCUACCGUAUGUUCGAUACGGCUGUUGCGUAUGGAAAUGAAACGAUCGUUGGUGAAGCAAUACGCGAAAAAAUACGUGAAUGUAACAAUCUGACCCGAGAUGAUUUUUUUAUCAUCUCGAAACUUUCGGGAUCGUAUCAUCGCAUGGAUCUGGUUGAAAAGUGUUGCCGAAUGACCUUGGAUCGUUUGGGUAUGGAUUAUGUAGAUCUUUACCUGAUGCACACACCUGUUGCCUUGCAGUCUGAAGAGAAAUGUACGAGAAAUGGAACGAAAUCAAAUGCCAUCGACGAUAGUAUUGCUCCUACAGAAGCGUCGUUAGGAUUGGAGCAAUGUUACCAAGAAGGACUAUGCCGUUCAAUAGGUGUAUCUAAUUUUAACGAGCAUCAAAUAAAUGCUCUACUCUCAGAUGCAUCUAUAGUUCCAGCGGUGAAUCAGAUUGAAUGCUCGAUCGGGUUCAAUCAAAGGCUGAUGCGCAAAUUUUGUCAACAGCAAAACAUUCUAGUGAUGGGCUAUACACCUUUAGGAAAGCAGAAAUUACCAUUCCUACAGAAUAAUCGUUUAAAAGAAAUUGCCCUUUCUGUUGAUAAAACUACGGCGCAAGUUAGUUUGAGAUAUCUGAUAGAUGAAGGUGUUGUACCGAUCGUAAAAUCAACUGAUCGUAAACGGCAGCAAGAAAAUUUGGACAUUUUUGAUUUCAUGCUCACCAAACAACAGCUGGAAGAAUUAGAUGCCAUCGGAGGGGACCAGCGUGCAUGCAAAAUGGGUUUUUUAGCAGGAGCUAAGCAUUUUCCUUUUACAGACUAUUAAAUUUUCUUACUACUGUUGUUGUAAUUUCAUACGGCUUUGGCCGCUUGGAUCCGUUCUACUCUCUGUUUAAAUGCAUUGGGUCGCAACAUCUGUAUCACUAGAUAUGUUUAGCAGUGAGGAUGGAAGAGUGUUUAUAAUCUGUUUCUCAUCGUACCAAGAGUUGUAGAACAAUGAAACGGGAAUGAUCGUAGACAGUAAGGUAAACAUCAUCCAAAAGAAACUAUAUAAAAUUUCUAACAGAAUGUCCAUAGAAAAUUAAAACACAUACUGCUGAAAUACGUUCUAUUGCCUGGUCGUGUUUGAAUUGAGGAAUAAAGGUGAAUGAUUUGUUUA